UGCGUGGUGUACAAGUGCUCUUCGUAGACGAAUUUCAUGGGAUUCGUGUCGCGGAAAACGAAAUUUAUGAUCUCGAAGUUCAGAAAUCACGGAAGGAUCUGAUUCAAAAAAGGGUUAUAUGUUUUUAACAAAUAUUGCUACAGAAUAACAGGGUUCAAAUCGAUUUUAUAAUUCAUAAUAACUCAAACAAUGUAUGUGAAUAGUGAGUCUUCAUAAUCUACUGAGAGUGAUAUAAAGCCGAAAAACAUGGAUCUGCUUAGUAUGACUGACAAUAUCACAAGUGAUAGUUUAUCAUGUUUGUGGGAGAAAAGGAGAGCUAACACAAGUCUUUGGAUUGAUGGCAGGAGUAACCUAAACAUCAGCUUGACGUUGUUGGACGAAUGUGACAUGGAAGUGCAGUUGCCGACUUCGAGAAUGUCCCAUCGCAACAUGGCGUGGUGGCUGCAGCUGGCCUGGUCCACUCUGUUUGGCAUCAUGUUGGCUGUGGCUAUCGGAGGCAACUCCAUUGUCAUGUGGAUUGUGCUUGCUCACAGGAGAAUGCGCACUGUUACUAACUACUUCCUGGUGAACCUGAGCGUAGCAGAUCUCAUGAUGUCAGUUUUCAACUGUAUCUUCAAUUUCAUCUCAAUGCUCGAGAAUAAUUGGCAUUUCGGGCAGACGUAUUGUACAGUCAACAACUUCGUGGCGAACGUCACUGUAGCUGCCAGUGUAUUCACUCUCACUGGAAUAUCUUGUGAUAGGUACUUAGCAAUCAUCAGACCUUUGAAGCCUCGUAUGUCGAAGAUGAGUGCUCACAUUACCAUUGUGUUCAUCUGGGUGACGAGUUCCACGCUCGCCUUUCCCUGUCUGCUCUACUCAAAGAUCAUUGUACAUAGAAAAAGUGGUCUUACUGCUUGCAUCCUAAUAUGGCCUGAUGGACAACCAAUGGUAUCGACAUUGGAUUAUGUAUACAACAUAGUGCUGUUCCUGUUGACGUACAUAGUGCCGAUGACAGCAAUGGUGGGCUGCUACACAGCCAUGGGCCGCGAACUGUGGGGCAGCAGAGCUAUUGGAGUGCUCACUCAACGUCAGGCCGACUCUAUCAAAUCCAAACGAAAGGUGGUGAGGAUGUUCAUAAUAAUAGUGUCGAUAUUCGGCAUCUGCUGGCUGCCGUAUCACAGCUACUUCCUGUAUAUGCACUUCAAUAGAUCGGUGCAGUACUCCAGCUAUGUCCAGCACAUGUAUCUGCUCUUCUACUGGCUCGCCAUGUCCAACGCUAUGGUCAAUCCGCUCAUCUACUACUGGAUGAACGCUAGAUUUCGGCAGUACUUCCGAACAGCGGUGUGCGAAUGGAAGCUGUGCCGACGCCGCGUGUCGCGGCUGGAGGGCAUCGAGACGCCAUCUAUGAUCCGCCACUGCAGUCACUCCUACUCACGUUCCAGAUCGGGAACAGAAAACGAGUACUCAGAACGUGGUGGCAGGAAUGUGCAUAAUACGCACACACACUACACAAGCAAUCGCCUGAAAUCAUGUCAAGGUCAAGGCGGCUUCAACCACAAGUCCAACAACAUGGCCCUGAACCAUAGCAACAACAACGCGCAUGCGCAGUCUCUCAACCACCAAUCACCGUUCACGCUGCAGUGCUCUGGUCAGCAGAGACCGACCAUGUCCAGCAACUUGCAUCAUCACUGGCGCGCUAAGAACUGCAGUAGCCUCUAUGAACAGAGGAUGGAAAUACGGCGCGCGCAAAUUAACUCCUCACAGGUUUAAAAAUGUAGAAAGUUUCAUAUUGAGGGAGAUUUUCGUGAGUAGAGUGAAGAAGGGGUUGUGCUCCAAAAUCCAAAUGUAGGGUAAAGUAUGGGUUCUGCUCCAACAUUCAUAAGAAUAGUGAGUAUGGGUUCUGCUCCAAUACUGCCCUAAGAUCCUUGAGCAGUCUUAAAAGAGCUACAGCAGUCUCUCAAGCUCCCUGCACAUGGGGACAAUAGUAGCAUCCACUAAUAGCCGUCAAUAGUGACAAAACGUCAUUACACAGGGACAUUAACAGCAUCCAAGCCCCAUUCACAGGGUCAAUGAAGACAAUUUUGGUAGCCUCCACUUAUGGCCACUUUGGCGAGGUGUAGUUACUAGUGACGCCAGCACUAUUGUAGGCGAGAGUUUAUGAGGAAGGAUGGAAGUAUGGACGAGUACUCAGAUUAAUUCCCAACAUAUUCGAAUGUAAACGGAUCUCUUUUGCUGAUGUUGAUGUCUAUGAGUAGGGUUAAGUGGUAAAAUACAGGAUCUAUUCCAAUACUGCCCCAAAGAAAUAGUCUUCAGUAGAAUAUUUGAAGAAAAUAAACGGCAGUAGUCUCUAUGAGGGAAGGAAUGGAAAUAGGAUGUACCCUACUCAAAUGAAUUUCGACAAAAAUGUUCAAUAUGAAUGGACUUUUUUCUAAGGAUGAUGUCCACAAGUAGGGUAAAGUACAGUUUAUGCUCCAAUACUACUGCCCUAAGUUUUCUUAUGGGAAAAGGUUUCUACUCCACUUAAAUUCUCAAUUUGGAUCCAGCCUUUUAUGUGUCCUAGACUUGAAAGGGUUAUAGAAGAUGAUAAGAAGAUGUGUGCAAAAGCGAUAGACUCACAGUUUCAGAUAGAUUUGGAACUGAGAGUAAUGAUCCUAGGAUUUUAUUAAUUUGAUUGACUGCCUUGAAGCCUUUGUUGGCGAAGUUAGGGCACAGUCGACUCAAUCUCUCUUUUACUCCACUAAUAAUAUGAUUUCAGUACAACUAUCACUAAGGUACCACUACUAUUACUAGGAAUGGGAGGGAUGAUGACCAAUGAUGAGGAAUAUACGGUACAUGGAAAGUUUUAGGUGGAUUCUGAAGACAUUUUAAAAGCUAUAUACCAAUAGAUAUCAACUUUUAACAUGACACUCACUCGAAGAUAGAGAGGGCCGAUACUCUUUCCUUCACUAAUCACUCCCACUACCUACCUAACAGCAUUCUCCCUACUUUUGUGUCAAAAUCCAAUUGUUCACAGCAUGCUUACUUCCCUCCACUACUCUGUCCAUGCUACAAUUUGUGGAAGGAGAAACUGGUUUCCCCUCUUCAUGUUAGAAGUAAUAUCUCUUGGACUAUUGUAAAUAUGUCAGUGGAGCUGGCCUUAAACACCUGUCACCCUUCCAACAGGAGUAUGAAGAGAACGUUGCUCAAUCUGGAUCAGAUAUGACUCUGCUGGAAUUUCUAUUUUCCCAGACAUUUUCAGGAAAAAUAUUUUCUUCCUCAUGUACAAGAGAGAGUAGGCCAACCCAAAUCUGUCUUCAUUUUUUCAAAGAGCAAAGAAUCUUGAUUCAAAUUGUAACAAUUACUAAUAGUAGCCCACUGUAUGAAAAUACCCUUGAUGAAAUAAUUUUCAAUCAGAAUUUCCUUGAUACUUGUUUAUUUAUAGUGAUGAAUUACUCACUGCAUAUUUAUUUCAAAGGGUGUAGUAGUAGUAGUAAGUAUAUAGGCCUACUGUAAUUAAUCAAAUAUUGGAGAUUAAUUUUGCAAUUAAAUUAGCAAGAAGAUUACCAGAGUUACAGAAUUAAUUAAGGUUGGACUAUGAACAAAUAUAGAUUAAUUCCAGAGGAUUUGCAUGAGAAAUUCUAUGAAUGGAAAAUAUGUGUGACAUUAUUGUACACUUCAAUGUCAUAAAUGCUAGCAAACUUGAAGCUGUAACACAGGAAUGAAUUCAAAACUAUUAUGGUCUAACAGUGAAAUUGAGUAAACCUUGAUGCCUGAAAUGGAUUUGGAUUGUUUUUUCUGAGUCUCAAGACAGUUAUAUUUUCAUAGAGAAACUAUCAAGAGAAAUCAAUAGGGAUGAAAUUUAUAUAGAAAAUAACUUGUAGAAAUAAAAUAGUUGAGUAUUAUAUUUAUAGUUAGGUACAUACCUAACGUAGUUUGGUCUUCAGUGUUCAUAGAUGAGUUUCUUCCAUAGGCUACUUUUUCAUAUCAUACAUAAAUGUAAUGUAAUGUUGUAAGCUCACUCGGUAACGGUAUCUUAUUCAUUGGAAAAAUAUAUAAUAAGCGAAAAAAUAAUAAAAAUAAUAUUGUGUGGUAAAAAUGUAGCAUUCAUAUUGUAUGAAAUGUCUGUGAUAAUUUCUGGUCUAAUAUGUAAAUUUUCUAGUGUUUUAUAGGCUAAAAUAUCUUACUAUCUCAUCUUAGUUGAUGUAAAGUGUAACUGGUAGUAAUUUAAGUACAGCAAUGAUCUCAAAUUUAUUUUAGAUGCCAAAAUUGAAUUGGAAUGAAGUGCUAUUAUUGUAAGUAUUAGUAUAAGUAGGUAAUGUACCUAUUGCUAUUACGAAGGUCUCAAUUUAAGGUGUUUCUCUUCAAACUACAGGCCGCCUCUAUUGUAAUCAUACAUAUAUUAUAGAAUUUCUUCUGAAAUUCUCUUUCAAAUAAGAAAACAUUACUCCUAUGAUUUUCCAAUGUUAUAAUUUGAAUCCUUAUUGUUGUGUUGUGUAAUGCAUUUUGAUAACAUACCUUGACGUCAUCAAUGGCUUGCCUCUUUUCUCAAUCUUAAAUUGACUAUUAUUUCAAUUGAUCCAUGUAUUAGAUAUUUCAUAAUUAUGUAUAGGCCUACUGUGUGUAUUCUUGUUUAUAAUUGAAAUAAGAUAGGCCUACGUGUUUUCUGUUGUAACAAGCAGCCCAAGAAUGUUGCCUUAAUGAUAAUAAGCGUUUGUAUUGAUGAAAUAGAAUAGAAAAUGCAAAGAAUAAUGAAGCGUUAUUCUAAUUUUCUUCUCAUUGGAGAUUUAUUCCAGAAAUCAGUAUUUUUUGUACUCACAGGAUACAUAUGUAUAAUAUUAUCUUUAUUUUUUGCAAACCGCAUUAUAGAAAAAUUCAAUUUAGCCUAUCCUUUAAUCACAAUAUCACAAAUUUGAGCUAUAACAAAAAUGAAAAUUGAACAUCAUAUAUUUAGACUGGGUGAUAAUUAUUUGAAUUCAAAUAAUAUAUUAAUAUAUUGGACAAAAGAACUUGUUUUGUAUUUGAAUAAUACAAGGAAGCACUUGAAUAUUCAUGCUCUAAAUAAAUAAAUAGGCGUUUAUAUUUAUGCAAGAUGUCAUGAAUAUUUAUACUGUCAUUGUGUUAUAAUUAUGUCAUGAAGAGGUGUGUUCCAAGACUUGAAUCUAUAACACAAGAAUUGUUAGACUUGACUCAGAUAAUACAGUUAAAGAUAUUAUCUAUAAUUUUUAGUUUUUAAAACGGUUUUUUAUUGUUGUUAUAAACAGCAAUUAACGGCCUCAUACUAUAUGAAUCCUCAAACUAUUUUUCAAUUUUUUUACUUUAAAUGAAUUAUAAUUUCUUCCUACUUAUUUAAAUAUAUUUAGAGUUGGAUAUCAAGUAUAUUGGCUAAAAUUGAGUUGAAUAUUGCUAACUGUAAAACUAGAGAAAUAUAAGUAAUAAAAAAUUAAAUAUAAGUACCUAUCAUAUUAAUCACAAAAUUCUCUGUUACCAUACCUGUGGAAUGUGAUAACUUGAUAGGAUAGGAAGGGAAUCGAAGCUUUCAAGACAGAUGCGGUACAGCAUACUAAUCUCCCAGACUUGAAACACUAGAACAAACUUUUCUCAUUACCAACUUCAAUUACUUCAUUGGAUAAGACUUCUUAUAGUUGACAGCUUCAAUGGCGUUUUUCUUGCUUGUGUUUAUUUUCAAUUGGAUUUUUAAUUGACUUUUGUUCAUUCAAGCCUUGAUUCCAAUAGAUAAGUUGAAUGAAUUUACCGUAUAUUUCCUCACAGAAGAUUUUUAAAAUGUAAAUUUUAGAUCUUGAAAUCAGGACAAAGCGAGUAACAAACUGAGGAAAACUCUCAGUGAAAGUAGACCUCAGCAAAUGAUUACUACUAGGUACUAGCUAGCUUGUUAUGUACUGUACAGUUUAUGCUAGAAGACAGAGUAUCAGUUUUUCAGAACGAUCCAUGAUUUUAGGAUACAUUACAAUUAAAAUAUUAUAAUAAUAUUGUUCAAUUCACAUAAAAGACAGGACAUUGGCUGCGUUGUCUUAGGUAGACAUCAAAUAUUUAUUUUAAUAAAUUUAUUAAAGUUCAAGUUUUGUAAUCUUUCCAUGAACUAAAUAGUUUUACUAUUGUGAAUAAAUUCUAAAAAGCUUAUUCUCGAAUUACAUACGGUAUUGAAUGUGUUUGUGAGUUAUCAAAUGAUUAUUGUAAGAAAUGUUGUGAUUUAUAAAUGUAUGUGAGAAAUUGUAGUAACUCUCAGUCAAAAAUGUGUUUUUCUAAAACGUAUUCAUCUCGUUCUCUGCAAAAGCAUAUUCAGUAUCCUAAUUAGAUGAAGAAAGUUAAACAAUAAAUCAUACAAAUGAACAAUUAAUUUUUUAUGUUGAAAAAGGGUACUUACUUUGAUUUUAAUUUUAUAUAAAUACAAGUACCGGUAGCCCUAUGAACAUAAAAGAAGAAAGUAAGUAUUAAAUCCAACCUUUUUUGAAGAGGAAAUUCAAUUACAUAGAUGAUUUAGAAUCAGAAGAAGACCGUAAAUAUAGCUUUGGACAAACUUAAAACGACUUUUUUGCGAUUGCUUAGCAUUUAUCGUAAUUGGAAGUGUCUUUUACAUUGACAUGAUGAUAAUACUUGAAAGUUUGGCUUUUAUUGGUGGUGAGCGGUUCAGUACCUACUGAUUUUUCCUAAGCAAAAUAAGGUACCGGUAAGGCAAAUUUAAAUAGCUUCUGAUGUUCCGAACAACCACGCCAAUUAAAAGAAAGAAUACUGUAUUAAUAUGAAAAAUGUAUUUCUGGUCAGUGGUCAACCAACCAAGUAAAAAAUAUAGAGUUUUUGCCACUCAACAUGGUGCUAUUACCCAGCAGCUCCCAUAUUAAUAAUGACCCAUCGACCACCUACUAAAUCUAUCAUGAACAAUUUUAUUUUUUGAUUAUGAAUCCAAUUUAAUGGCAUUCUUAAUAACAUAGGUAUAAAUUAUUCAAUCAUUGUAAUUUUCAAUAACUGCUGUAAACAGUUAUAUUUUUGUAUUUUUAUUCUAGAAUUGAUGCUGUAAUAAGAAAACUAUUUUUAAUUGAUUGUGAUUCAAUAAUAAUUGUUAGAGCAUUCGAAUAAAUUAUUCUAUAGAUGUUAAUAUUGGAGCUUCUAAAAAUAAUUGAACGAAUUACUACUUUAAAUAAAGUUAUAUCUUACAAUAAAUUUGUUUAUGUCUUCUUACACUAUACACUUCAAUCUUUCAUAUUCUACACUUUCUUUCAGCAUAUCUACACUUUCCAUCAGCAUAUAAAACGGCAUCUAAUUUGGAUGUGGAGGCCUGGAUUUACAUUUAUGUACCCAAUGGGCUGUAGCCCAGGGUGGCAAAUUUUGGGAACGGAAGUUAAAAAAAACCUGGAUCGCGGUGGAUAAAAUUGUAAUGAGACCAACAGGCUCACUUAAUUUACCUGUAUUUUAUUUGGAUAAUAUCCUUCUUUUGCUGCUAUAUCUAUCGAUAGGGACUUUCACGCACAAUUCAAUCACCUGUUGAUUUGAAAUUUUCAAACUAUUAUGAAUAAGUUAUGAAAUUAUGAGUAAGAUUAUUGAAAAAACAUUAAAAUGUAGCAUUUCAGUUUUUUCUUGAAUUUCAAAUAGGAAUGAUGUGGAGACCAUUCGAAUCAUAUCAGGUGUACCUGGAAAUCUAUAUGAGAUGGAGCGCUCUACCUGGACUCAGAUUGUAGAGCACAAAAUUACGCCCAAAGGGAUUUUGAAUUAUGCAUU
Messenger RNA from Nilaparvata lugens (brown planthopper), 7689 nucleotides. Its product is annotated as tachykinin-like peptides receptor 86C. The transcript is spliced from 11 exons. Gene Ontology annotation, molecular function: tachykinin receptor activity. The coding region runs from base 247 to 1749 and encodes 500 amino acids. The record is from RefSeq and is a predicted model, not a curated record. Gene Ontology annotation, biological process: G protein-coupled receptor signaling pathway. Lineage: Eukaryota; Metazoa; Arthropoda; Insecta; Hemiptera; Delphacidae. Gene Ontology annotation, cellular component: plasma membrane.